CUUAAGUCAGUUAACGUACGUCGUCGAGUAAAGAUAUAUCGCUCCGUUCUGUUGUUUUGAAAAGUGUUUUCGUGUGCGGAAAAUAGUAAAUAAAUAAAAAAAUAUAUAAUUUGUUUUUCUAACGUCGCAUAACGGGAGUGUUAGGAGCCUCGUAUCUAUCAUUAUCAGCUACACAUAAAUGUCUUAAAAUAAACGUACAACCAGACGACAGACAGAAUGGCACAAAGCAAAGUUACAAUUGAGGCUGCGGAAAAUGCUCCAGUAUAUAAAGAAACUACAAAACCGAAGAAAAAGAGGUCAAAGAGACGCGACAAAAGCGAUUUAGGACCCAAUUUCAUAGCUCCCGAUGGCGGAUGGGGCUGGGUGGUGUGCAUUGCUUCCGGUUUAAGUAAUCUCUCACUGUUUCCGCCGAUGCAACAAUACGGCCUCGUUUACAGACAGCGAAUGGACAAGUUUGGCUUCGAUGCCAAGCAAAUCACCACAAUCGUGAAUGCGAUGAUGGCUCUCGCUUCGUUGAUCGGUUUAGUGAAUGGUGCCAUGUUCCGGAGAUUCUCGUUUCGGCAGGUGGCUUUGGUGGGAAGUGUUAUGGCCUUUACGGGGCUAUUUCUGUCGGCAUUCUGUGAAACGUUCGUCCAAUAUAUCAUUUGCUUGUCCACGAUUUAUGGUAUCGGAAUGGGCCUGUGCAUGGCCUCAAAUGCGCUGGCUGUGAACACGUAUUUCAAAAACAAACGCAGAAAGGCCACCGGAUUUACAUGGACUCUGACGGGUCUGGGCCCCAUAGUCUUCCCUCAUAUUUCAAUGCUGUUGUUGGCCUACUAUGGACCCCAAGGCACGAUAUUGAUCUAUGCAGCCAUUGCCCUGAAUGCCUUCUUAUGUGCCUUGACUUUGCAACCAGUCCAGUGGCAUGCCCCCCAACCGGAACAAGAAAAGUCUGCGGAUGCCAACAAUGAAAUCGAUUCAUUCGAAUGCGACUACUGCCAAAGUCAAAAGAAGGAAAAACGCGGAAUUUUCUCUACGGAGUACACGUUCAACGACGAUGAUCCCCAAACACCUGGAUAUGAAAUUAUAGAACCCGGCACCCCAAUGAUUGCUCGAGCUAAUGACGGUUGGUUUGGAUCGAAACUGUCGCUGACAACGGCGCCUCGCUACCGAUCAACAAGGUUGUUGAAACAAUUAUCCAAACAGGAAAGCAUUGAAGAAAGCCACGAACCAGAUCAGAACAGUUAUUUCUCUCAGAGCAAUCAUUUCCAUCGCGAGAGAAAGGAGUUCCAGCGUCAAAUUAGCCGAAUCAGCGUGAAAUCCAAAACGGAUUCGGCCCACUGUACCUGUGCCGAGGAGAGAGCUCUUUUGCAAAAAAUCAACGAAGAUGCCAAGCGCCAAGAAGAGGCCCGAUUACAGGCCCUAAUAGAGGAGGAGGAGCUGCGAAAAAGUCGCAUGACAUUUUGGCAAAAAAUUGUUGUAUUUUUCGACUUGGAUCUGCUGAGAGACUUCACAUUUAUAAAUCUUGUCGUGGGCAUGACCAUCAUGACAUUUGGAGAAAUGAAUUUCGGAGUUCUGACACCGUUCAUCCUGAACAGCUUCGGCUACAAUGACUCCCAGAUAUCCAUAGCCAUGUCUGUGAUGGCGGGAAUUGACAUUUCGGUGCGUUUCCUGGGACCAUUUGCCUUGGAGAAGGUUAACCUCGGCAAUCGGGUCUUGUUCGCCAUUGGUAUCAUAGCCAUUUCGAUUGGACGAAUGGCCGUGACAUUUACCGACUCCUACAACGUUGUCUUGGCUCUGUUCAUGUUGAUCGGUUUUGGCAAGGGCUUGCGCACUAUUUUCUCACCGCUUAUCAUUCCCAGCUAUGUGCCACUGAAGAGAUUGCCGGCAGCAACGGGUCUACAGUUGAUAUUCAACUCGAUCGUCUCGUUCUCUUUGGGACCAGUGUUGGGCACCGUCACCGACAAGUUUGGCUACAAGACAACCAUUCAUUUUAUAAACGUGCUGACGGGUGUGACAUUACUUUUCUGGCUAAUCGAAUCGCUGGUCAGGCAAAUGCUGAAGAAAAAGGCCACAGGAAUGGCGGCAAGUGAUUCGUAAAUUAUUGGCAUUUAAUAAAAAAAUUAAUUAUUUUCUCU
Messenger RNA from Musca domestica (house fly), 2117 nucleotides. RefSeq lists its product as uncharacterized. The record is from RefSeq and is a predicted model, not a curated record. The transcript is spliced from 4 exons. Bases 217 to 2079 code for a protein of 620 amino acids. Gene Ontology annotation, biological process: transmembrane transport; monocarboxylic acid transport. Lineage: Eukaryota; Metazoa; Arthropoda; Insecta; Diptera; Muscidae. Gene Ontology annotation, molecular function: monocarboxylic acid transmembrane transporter activity.